Molecule: messenger RNA, 909 nt
Organism: Blepharisma stoltei
Lineage: Eukaryota; Ciliophora; Heterotrichea; Heterotrichida; Blepharismidae
Source: the annotation of a GenBank genome assembly
AUGUCAAUUAUUUACGCUCUUGUCGUCCGAGAUCCUGAUAUAGUUUUAUGUGAGUUCUCAAGAGCCCAAGGCAAUUUUCCUCAAAUCACAAGGAAUAUCAUUUCUAAACUGCCAAGAAGUGGCAAGUUCUCGUAUACAUAUAACGAAAAGUUUUGCUAUCAUUACAUUUCUGAAGAUAAUAUUCUCUUUAUUUGUCUGUCAGAUGCUGAAUUCCCAAGAAGAAUUUGUUUUUUAUUUUUAGAGGAUAUACCAAUUGGAAUAACUUAUUUAGCUUUAAAAAAAUAACUGGAUAGACUAAAAUAUGCUAAUUUAGAAUAAAAAUUAAGGCUUGGAUUUCUAAGCAAGCCAAAUGAACAUCUGGAUUAACAAACAUUUAGCUCUUUAUUGAAAUUUCUCAUUAAAAUAUUUUUUGGGAUGCCAAUCCCUAAGUAAUUACUUGCUACUGGUUACUGGAUUUCCACACUCACCAUUAUAAUAGAUUCAAAGUUUCCCAAAAAGUAUAUAAAAUCAAACUUUAUGAACCGCUACGGGCAUGUAGUCAAUACAGUAAUCGCAUUCGGAGUUAAUUCCGAAUUUUCUGAUGUAUUAAAAACAAGGAUAAAUUAUUUUAAUACAGAUCCUAACGCAGAUAAAUUGCAAAGCAUAAGGUCAAGUGUCGAUGAAGUAAGAAACAUUAUGAUUGAAAAUAUUGACAAAGUCCUUGCUCGCGGAGAAAAAGUUGAACUUCUAGUAAAAAAGUCAGAAAUAAUGAGUGAGCAAGCAGUCACGAUGAAAAAAAGAGCAGUCCAAGUGAGAAGAAAAAUGAGGUUUCAGAAUAUCAAGCUAUAUAUAAUUUGCGGUGUGGUUUUUGUAUUUGUGUUACUUUUACUGGUAAUGUCUGUUUGCUCUCCUGAUUUUUCAGAGUGUUAG